AUGGACUUAUCUGUCUUGCCAAAUAACAAUCAUCCUGAUAAAUUUCUGCAGUUAGAUGUAAAGGCAUUGAGUACAAGACCUGGUUUUGGUCCAGUUGGUUUCAUGGGUCUCUCUGGAGCAGUUCUGCACAGUCAGCAGUGGCACAACCAAGUCUAUUCACAGAGUAAGCACCAAAAGUUAGCAGGAACGGUCGGCUUGCAGUGGAAGGAUGACUCCCCGGUUCUCAUCGAUGAAGUACUGAACCAACAUAUCACUCCUCUAACCUUGAAGUCAACCAUUAAGAAGAAUCCUCUGUACAAAGACUGUAGGCUAGUUGAAGGCUGGGGACAGAGCAAGGCUCAACCUUCUUGGACAAUUCAGGACUAUGACAGACAAUCAAUGCAAACAAACUUAGCAAUGCAUCUAAACAAGGAUCCCAAUGACCUGAAGUUUUGGCUGGAUGACAUUUAUACACCAGGAUACGAUUCUUUACUGAAAAAGAAGGAGGCUGAACUGGAAAGAGCCAAAUGCUGUAAAUUAGUAAUUGUGAUAGUUCUGGCGGCUUGCAUUUUAAUCACUGUAAUUACUGUACUAUUAGUUGUUGUCAUCUACUAA
This is a messenger RNA of Mobula hypostoma (lesser devil ray), 594 nucleotides long. RefSeq names its product major intrinsically disordered NOTCH2-binding receptor 1-like. The record is from RefSeq and is a predicted model, not a curated record. Bases 1 to 594 code for a protein of 197 amino acids. Lineage: Eukaryota; Metazoa; Chordata; Chondrichthyes; Myliobatiformes; Myliobatidae. The transcript is spliced from 3 exons.